UUGUUAUUGACGCCAUAUUGGGGCCGGCGGCGGGUGGAAGAGUCGGACAGUGGAAGGGGAAGCGGCUAGACGUGUUUGCUGGAGCUCCUGCCGCUGCCGCAGCCUCUCAAUCUCGCCGCAUCGACCACCGCUUUCUAACUUUGGAAGCUACUCGGGCGUCUUAGGAGCUGCGUUCUAGCCUCACAUCUCACGGGGCUGGUAUUGACUUCUGAAGAAGCCGGUCUCCGCGCAGGAGCGCCUCAGGCGCGGCGCAAAGCCCGAACGGACGGCGGGGGCGGCCGGAGCGUCUCCCGGGGGAGCCGCGCCUGAGGAGGCGGAAGAGCCCCCCUGACGCGGCCAGCGUGAGCCGCCGCCACCGCCCCUCCUGCUCUCGCCCCGGCCGGCCCGGGCCACUGCCCCUGCCGCGGAGGCGGCGGCAGCGGCUCUGCUCCCCUCGCCGGCGCUCCGCCACCCGCCUUUCCUCUGUUGAGCCUGUCGGUUAGGCUCUCUUCGGGGCCCCGCUCUUCCCCGCUUCCUUCGCCCUCCCUUCCCUGACUCCACCCGAGCCCGGCGCCCCGGCCAUGGCGUGCGGAGCCACUCUGAAACGGACUCUGGAUUUCGACCCGCUGCUGAGCCCGGCGUCCCCGAAACGGAGGCGAUGUGCGCCAUUGUCGGCGCCCACCUCUGCCGCCGCCUCCCCGUCGUCGGCCGCCGCGGCCACCGCCGCUUCCUUCUCGGCCGCCGCCGCCUCGCCGCAGAAGUAUCUCCGAAUGGAGCCAUCUCCCUUCGGCGACGUCUCCUCCCGUCUCACCACAGAACAAAUUCUGUACAACAUAAAACAGGAGUAUAAGCGCAUGCAGAAGAGAAGACAUUUAGAAACCAGUUUCCAGCAGACAGACCCGUGUUGCGCUUCCAAUGCCCAGCCACACGCGUUUCUCCUCAGUGGGCCCGCCUCACCAGGGACUCCAUCGGGAACAUCCUCACCAUUAAAAAAAGAACAGCCCUUAUUCACUCUACGGCAGGUUGGGAUGAUCUGUGAACGUUUAUUGAAAGAACGUGAAGAGAAAGUUCGAGAAGAAUAUGAAGAAAUAUUGAACACAAAACUUGCAGAACAAUAUGAUGCAUUUGUGAAGUUUACACAUGAUCAGAUAAUGCGACGAUAUGGAGAACAGCCUGCUAGUUAUGUUUCAUGAAUCACGUUUUCUGCAUUUAUGGGCUGCCUUGUUCCUUGUUGAGUUGUUGCAAGAGGUCCCAAUUAUGACAUGCAGCAAUGCCAAUACCCCUCUGUGAAUACAGGUUAUUUCAAGCUUUCGUCAGUGGCAACCACUCUUAGGCAGCAACCGGAUUUGGAAAUUUCCUUGAUGUCAACACCGCCCGGACGUGGACCUUUACCUGUGUUAAUGCCAGUGGCCUCACUUGCUGUAUCAUUACAAUUUGGCUUCUAUUAAUAUGUUUGGAAAGGAUUAAAGCUGGUAUUCUAAGAACAUGCCCUUCACUGGUUGUGUAAAUAAAACUGUAGAAAGACA
Messenger RNA from Cervus elaphus (red deer), 1505 nucleotides. It is a transcript of the gene AKIRIN2, whose product is annotated as akirin 2. The transcript has 5 exons. The record is from RefSeq and is a predicted model, not a curated record. Gene Ontology annotation, molecular function: transcription coregulator activity. NCBI's taxonomy places the organism in Eukaryota, Metazoa, Chordata, Mammalia, Artiodactyla, Cervidae. Gene Ontology annotation, cellular component: chromatin; nucleus. Bases 561 to 1172 code for a protein of 203 amino acids. Gene Ontology annotation, biological process: positive regulation of innate immune response; positive regulation of transcription by RNA polymerase II.